Nannospalax galili (Upper Galilee mountains blind mole rat) is the source of this 2729-nucleotide messenger RNA. RefSeq names its product carboxypeptidase A5 (gene Cpa5). The record is from RefSeq and is a predicted model, not a curated record. NCBI's taxonomy places the organism in Eukaryota, Metazoa, Chordata, Mammalia, Rodentia, Spalacidae. Gene Ontology annotation, molecular function: metallocarboxypeptidase activity; zinc ion binding. Gene Ontology annotation, biological process: proteolysis. The transcript has 11 exons. The coding region runs from base 49 to 1359 and encodes 436 amino acids.
AUGCCAAGGCUGGAGGAAAGCCUUUGAACCUCGCCUGGAGAAAGAACCAUGCAGGGUACUCUAGGAGGAGGAACAGGCCCUGGGCUGUUCGCUCUGGACAGCCGGACACUCCUGAUAUGCUGCUUUAUCCUAAAUGUAGCUUGGGGCCAAAUGAAUUUCACAGGAGACCAGGUUCUUCGAGUAAUAGCCAAAGAUGAGAAGCAGCUGUCACUUCUCAGGGAUCUGGAGGGCCUGAAGCCCCAGAAGGUGGACUUCUGGCGCGGCCCAGCCAGACCGAGCCUCCCUGUGGACAUGAGAGUUCCCUUCUCUGAACUGAAGGAUGUCAAAGCUUACCUGGCAUCUCACGACAUUGCUUGCAGUGUCAUGAUAAAGGACAUCCAGGUGCUGCUGGAUGAGGAAAGAGAAGCCAUGGCGAAAUCCCGAAGGCUAGAACGCAGCACCAAUAGCUUCAGCUAUUCUUCCUACCACACUCUGGAGGAGAUUUAUAGCUGGAUUGACAACUUGGUAACUGAAAAUUCUAAUACCGUCUCCAAAAUUCACAUUGGUAGCAGCUUUGAAAAUCGGUCCAUUAUUGUCCUGAAGUUCAGCACUGGAGGUUCAAAUCGCUCAGCCAUCUGGAUUGACACUGGGAUUCAUUCCCGGGAGUGGAUCACCCAUGCCACCGGCAUCUGGUUAGCCAAGAAGAUUGUGAGUGAAUAUGGCAAAGACCAUGCCCUGACAAAAAUACUGAAAGCCAUGGACAUUUUCCUAGAGAUCGUCACCAACCCCGAUGGCUUUGCUUUUACUCACAGCAUGAAUCGCUUGUGGAGAAAGAACAAGUCAAGCAGACCUGGCAUCUUCUGCAUUGGCGUGGACCUCAACAGGAACUGGAAGUCAGGCUUUGGAGGAAAUGGUUCUAACAAAAACCCCUGCUCAGACACAUAUCAAGGGCCCUCACCUCAGUCAGAGCCAGAGGUACUUGCCAUUGUGAACUUCAUCUCAGGCCAUGGGAACUUCAAGGCUCUGAUCUCCAUCCAUAGCUACUCUCAGAUGAUCAUGUUUCCUUAUGGUUACUCUCUGGAGCCUGUGCCAAACCAUGAUGAACUGUACAGUCUUGCCAAGGAUGCAGUGAAUGCCCUGUACAAGGUGCAUGGGAUCAAGUACAUUUUCGGCAGCAUCAGUACCACCCUCUAUACAGCCAGUGGGAUCAUGGUGGACUGGGCCUAUGACAAUGGUAUCAAGUAUGCCUUCAGUUUCGAGCUCCGGGACACUGGACACUAUGGCUUCCUGCUGCCAGCCGCACAGAUCAUUCCCACGGCCGAGGAGACCUGGAUGGCGAUACAGACCAUCAUGAAACAUGCCCUGAAUCACCCCUAUUAACCCUGAUACUCAGGCCAGAGCAGUUGGGGUUCACCCCCUUCCCCAAGGCCUGGGACUCCUCCUGAGUCCCAAGUUAAGCAUCCCAUCCCCACACCCUUGUUAGGCCCCUAGGAAAUAGAUGCACGUUUGAACAGGCUUCACUGCCUCUAGUGUUGGCUACCACCUCUUUGAGCUCAGUGUCGAGGUAGGGACAGAGGCUUCCCAGGAUCCCCUAGGGCAGCUUGACAUGCCUGGGGAGACCUCUUCCCUCUGCACUGCUGCCUUCCAGAGAAAAAAGGGCCUAGCUGUGUCAUUCUCUCUCUGCUCCUCAUCCCCGGGAGCAAACUAAAUGACACAGAACUGACAUUUUAGCAUCAUCCAGGAAGGGAUCAUGAUCUAAACAUCAGAAUCUCCAAUGAUGACACCUCUGGCCCCUUGAAGGAAAAGUAGGUCCUCUCACUCCAUCUGCCUCUAGACUUGGGAGGAAGCAGAGCCACCCACUCAACACAAGCAGGGACCCAGAGUAAUUGCCUGAUGCUCACAAGCCAAGGACUUGCCCACAUUCAGAUAUGGGUCUACUGAGAUCAUUUGAGUGAGCACCUUGACUAGUGUUUCUGUCUUUUGCCUUCCCCUACCACUGGGAAACAGACUGUAGGUCUUCUAUUCUGGCCUCAGACAUGCCUUAGAAGCAGGAAGCUGACUGAACAGCUGAUGUGUUCAUCUAAGUCUGAGGCAGAAACACUAGUCUGAGAGCAAGACUUUCAUUUGUAAGACUCAGGUUGUGUGUGUUGUUGUGUAAAGAAUUCUAGAUGCCCAUGAGCCAGUCCUGAGAGGCCUGGAGAGACAGAAGAAGACAGAAAGAAGACCCCUCUUUCCAUAUAGCCUGUGAACUCUGUGGAAGGAGGUGAUCGAACCCAGACAAGGCCCAUAUCUGAUAUGGAGCCUCAGCAGUAAACUACAAAGUGGCUGAGGGAGGGGAUUAUACAGUCAUAUGACCUGGGUAUACCACGGUGGUACAGCUAUUGAAAGUGUGUGUGUGUGUGUGUGUGUGUGUGUGUGUGUGUGUGCGUACAUGCAUGUGUGUAGAGUUGGGAGAUGAAGAGACAAUACCAAGACCAAGGGCUUACACCCAGUAACGUGAUGGCAUAUUGGGCAAUGGACAGGCAAAGGCCCAGGACCAGUUGUGGAAACCCCAAAGAAAUUGGGGUAUUUAACCCCUAAAGAACCUGGAUCAUUUGCAGAGGAAGAGCUAGGAAUGGAGGGGACAGAAACUUGGUUCUGGUUCAAAUUUUCCACAAGAGACUGAGGUGGUAUUUUUUUGUUUUGUUUUUAAGCUGGAAGUGGUUUAAGUGAGCUGGAAUUUCCAACCUGAAGUUUUCUGUUAGUGGAAA